Eucalyptus grandis is the source of this 884-nucleotide messenger RNA. RefSeq names its product outer envelope pore protein 16-3, chloroplastic/mitochondrial. The coding region runs from base 151 to 630 and encodes 159 amino acids. Gene Ontology annotation, cellular component: TIM22 mitochondrial import inner membrane insertion complex. Lineage: Eukaryota; Viridiplantae; Streptophyta; Magnoliopsida; Myrtales; Myrtaceae. Gene Ontology annotation, molecular function: transmembrane protein transporter activity. Gene Ontology annotation, biological process: protein insertion into mitochondrial inner membrane. The record is from RefSeq and is a predicted model, not a curated record. The transcript has 3 exons.
UGUUCCUGAGCGAGAGUGUAAAAUUUAGUCAUCGAGAGAUUUCAUAAGCUGCUGCUGCUGCUGCUGCUGCUGGGUCCUUCGUCUUCUUCGCAGUGCCCAGCGCGUGCUCUGCUCUCUCCGGAGUUCCGAUCGAGCAGUUGAAAGAAAGUCAUGGACCCCGCGGAACGUAGGUACUUGGAGGAUGAGGACACUCCUAUGAUGAAAGUGAUCAAGGGCGCAACCACGGGUUUUGCCGCUGGUACUAUCUGGGGGACCGUCGUCGCAACUUGGUAUGACGUACCUCGUGUCGAGAGGAAUGUUGCUCUUCCUGGGCUGUUGAGGACGUUAAGGAUGAUGGGUAAUUAUGGAAUGACGUUUGCUGCUAUUGGUGGAGUUUACAUUGGGGUAGAACAGUUGCUGGAGAAUCAGAGGAUGAAAAGGGACUUCGUCAAUGGAGCUGUUGGCGGUUUUGUUGCUGGGGCUACUAUUCUUGGUUAUAAAGGAAAGAGCAUUUCCUCGGCCAUUUCUGCUGGAUCCGCUUUGGCAGUCACAUCUGCUUUGCUAGACAUUGGUGGCCAGACCACAAGAGUAGAUACUGGCAAGGAGUACUACCCGUACACUACCAAGAAGAAAACAGCUGUUGAUUCAUGACUUUGUUGAUUGAUUCUGCCGUUGGAGAGGAGACUAUAGCUGGUCGGUGGAAAUUUACUCGAUCACAUCUUUGCUUUGAGAGAUGUAAUGUCGUACUCUUUAGCCAUCUUUAUUUUUUGUGUCGCCAAGCCUGUAUGAAUGUUUUCCAAUAAAUAUGCUCUUUUUCUUCUGAGAGUUGUUUAACCUUGAUAAGUUGGAGACAUUUGGCGCAGCUUCAAUGCCUACUUUGGAUCUAAUAGUGUCAUAUUUCAGCA